Molecule: messenger RNA, 1930 nt
Organism: Salvelinus sp. IW2-2015
Lineage: Eukaryota; Metazoa; Chordata; Actinopteri; Salmoniformes; Salmonidae
Source: RefSeq, a predicted model, not a curated record
UGCAACUCAAACUUUAUGUACGAACGCAGAUCCUUUCUCCCUCCCCAUCUGCUCGCUGAGGAAGCAAAUUAUCUCGGUUUAGAAGGUUGAAAGUUUCACACUGUUGCACUGAACUUGUUACUUUGUAAAAGAGGAAACUUGGAAGAAGCAGCAACUUUUGUUGCAAAUAAUUGACACAGUUUUACAUUUGCAAAACAAAGGACCAUGACUCAAUUCAACAAGGGACCAGUGUACGGGUUGACUGCAGAAUUGAGAAGCAAGAUCGCAGGGAAGUAUGACCUGCAGAAGGAGGAGGAGCUCCGGUUUUGGAUUGAGGAGGUGACGGGCAUGCCCAUUGGAGAGAACUUCCAGAAGGGCCUUAAGGACGGAGUCAUCCUCUGCGAGCUGAUAAACAAACUGCAGCCUGGUUCCAUCAAGAAAAUCAACCACUCCAAACUCAACUGGCACAAGCUGGAAAAUCUGGGGAAUUUCAUCCGAGCCAUUCUGAAGUUUGGCCUUUGUCCCAACGAUAUCUUUGAGGCCAAUGACCUGUUUGAGAAUGGAAACAUGACCCAGGUCCAGAGCACACUGCUGUCCCUGGCUGGUGUGGCGAAAACCAAAGGUUCAAACUCCAACUGUGACCUCGGUGUGAAGUACGCGGACAAGAGGACGCGCCAUUUCGACGAGGAGAAAAUGAAGGCUGGACAAUGUGUCAUUGGGCUGCAGGUGAGUCAUGCUAACACAAUAGCAAUUACCACAGUGUCACGUUCGUUGUAUGGAGGAAGAGAGGAGGGAAGUAUACCUGCAGAAGGAGGAGGAGCUCGUUUUUGGAUUGGAGGUGACGGCAUGCCCAUUGGAGAGAACUUCCAGAAGGCCUUAAGGACGGAGUCAUCCUCUGCGAAGCUGAUAAACAAACUGCAGCCUGGUUCCAUCAAGAAAAUCAACCACUCCAAACUCAACUGGCACAAGGCCAAUGACCUGUUUGAGAAUGGAAACAUGACCCAGGUCCAGAGCGACACUGCUGUCCCUGGCUGUGUGGCGAAAACCAAAGGUUCAAACUCCAACUGUGUGACCUCGGUUGUGAAGUACGCGGACAAAGGACGCGCGCAUUUCGACGAGGAGAAAAUGAAGGCUGGACAAUGUGUCAUUGGGCUGCAGGCUGGCAUGUCGGCGCCGGGUACCCGCCGUGACAUCUACGACCAGAAGUCGGCAGGACAGACAGCAGACAGCUCCACCAUCUCCCUGCAGAUGGGCACCAACAAGGUGGCAUCCCAGAAGGGAAUGAGCAGCUACGGCCUGGGCAGGCAGAUCUACGACCCCAAGUACUGCACCUCCCCCACGGAGCCCACCUCUCCCGUUACCCUCGGCAACAAUGCUGGUAGCCAUGGCAACGGGAGCCUGGGAACAGGGACCAAUGGAUCGGAGAUUAGUGACAGCGACUACCAGGCGGAGUACCAGUAUCACCAUGACGAUGAAGAGGAGUACCGGGGUGGGUACCAACAGCAGUACAGCGGGCACUAUGACGAGGACCAGGGCAUCGACUAUUAGACUGACUGUGUGUCAAAUGGCACACUAUUCCCCUCUAUAGGGUGUCAUUUCAUAUUUUCCCGUUUGACUCUGUGUGCCCCAUUUUGGCAGCUAAAAAAAAUUGCGCUUGUUUUGACAACAGCGCUUUUUUUUUGCGUUGUCAAAAAGUCACCCUGUGUAGUAGUAGUCCCAGUUGGGAUAAGUGUAACACAGUGUGUCUGGGAAUAUGUGACGUUAUAGUGGCCUUCUACCGGAAUUGGAGUGGAGUAACAUGUCCAAGUCCCUUUAUGGAUCAUAUGAACCAUAGGCCUAUAUAUUUAGUUUGAUACAGUUUUGUGGGACCACUUAUGAUGACGUUUUUUAAACUGAUGCAAAUUGUGUUACUCUGGUAUAAUUGUAAUAUAAAGAGUGUGAGAGAGAUUGA